GAUUGCCAACCUUCCCAACCAGCGUCACAAAAUCGUUGCCAAACACGGAGCCCAUUUUACCAUAAUGGUCGUCGGGGAGUCCGGACUCGGGAAGACAACACUGAUUAACACCCUCUUUUCUACUGAAUUGUCUCCGCCUAAAAACUACUCUCGUCGGCACCACAAACAGUUGGAUAAACUUACGGAGGUCGAAAUCAUCAAGGCUGAACUCGAGGAGAAGCAGUUCAAGGUCAAACUCACCGUCAUUGACACACCUGGGUUUGGCGACUAUGUCAACAACCGUGACUCUUGGUCUCCCAUUGUUGAAUUCAUCGACGACCAACACGAAGCUUACAUGCGUCAGGAACAACAACCUCAACGGUCUGAAAAAACGGAUCUGAGAGUACACGCAUGUCUAUACUUCAUUAGACCAACAGGACACACUCUCAAACCUCUCGACAUUGAAAUCAUGAAGCGUCUGGGCACUCGUGUCAACUUGAUUCCUGUCGUUGCAAAGGCGGACACUUUGACCCAGAAUGAUUUAUUCUUGUUCAAGCAACGUAUUCGAGAUGUCAUUCAAGCUCAAGGUAUCCGUAUCUAUACCCCUCCUAUUGAGGCUGACGAUGAGGGUGCCGACCACGCCCGCGUAUUGACCGAGGCGAUUCCAUUUUCCAUCAUCGGUUCGACCGAGGAUGUGCAAACUGCCGAUGGGAGAGUUGUCAAAGGGCGUGAAUACCUUUGGGGUGUUGCUGAAGUCGAGAAUGAGGCGCACUGCGACUUCAAAAAGCUUCGCUCCCUCCUCAUUCGCACACAUAUGCUUGAUCUGAUUUCGACGACCGAAGAGUCCCACUACGAGAAUUACAGACAGCAACAAAUGGAGACUCGCAAAUUCGGGGAACCGAAGGUUAAGAAGCUUGACAACCCCAAGUUCAAAGAAGAAGAGGAGGCGUUACGGAAGAGGUUCACUGAACAAGUUAAAAGCGAAGAGGCUAGAUUCAGGCAAUGGGAACAACACCUUAUCGCCGAACGUGACCGCCUCAAUAAAGACCUGGAGAUGGCCCACAGCGCUAUCAAGCAGUUGGAAGCCGAACUGGACAAUCUCCAAGUUGGCUACAACCGUGGUUCGGGCAGGCGUUAA
Molecule: messenger RNA, 1117 nt
Organism: Lentinula edodes (shiitake mushroom)
Lineage: Eukaryota; Fungi; Basidiomycota; Agaricomycetes; Agaricales; Omphalotaceae
Product: Septin-domain-containing protein
Exons: 7
Biological process (GO): cytoskeleton-dependent cytokinesis
Cellular component (GO): septin complex; septin ring; microtubule cytoskeleton
Molecular function (GO): molecular adaptor activity; GTPase activity; GTP binding
Source: RefSeq, a predicted model, not a curated record